Molecule: messenger RNA, 504 nt
Organism: Diachasmimorpha longicaudata
Lineage: Eukaryota; Metazoa; Arthropoda; Insecta; Hymenoptera; Braconidae
Product: translation machinery-associated protein 7 homolog
Exons: 2
Coding region: 161-355 (64 amino acids)
Source: RefSeq, a predicted model, not a curated record
CAUCUAGGGAUAUCUAGAGGAAACAAUGGAGAAAAGCUUCCCACGCUCCCUCGUGGUGAAUUUCAAUUAAACUGCCGAAUAAUUUUUUACCUCAAGGAACACUUGAUUUUCCUCGAAUUCUAAGGGGAGACUUGACAAAUUCCAGUUGAAUAAUCUCAAAAUGUCAGGCCGUGAAGGUGGGAAAAAGAAGCCCCUGAAAGCCCCCAAGAAGGAAUCAAAAGAACUCGACGAAGACGACCUGGCAUUCAAACAAAAACAGAAGGAGGCACAGAAAGCCAUGGCCGAGGCAGCCAAGAAAGCAGGUCAGAAGGGCCCGCUCGUCACUGGUGGAAUUAAAAAAUCUGGAAAGAAGUAAUAAUUUUACCACUUCCCCGAUCUCUCAAUUGACAUACAAAUUUUUUAACCAAUAUUUUUAAGCUCUUGCACUCAAUGUAAUUCUCAGAUCGACACUUGAUAAUAAAUCCACGCAAGUGUUCAUUUGUAAAUAUAUAAUCAAUUGGACAA